Messenger RNA from Notodromas monacha, 686 nucleotides. Lineage: Eukaryota; Metazoa; Arthropoda; Ostracoda; Podocopida; Cyprididae. The record is from the annotation of a GenBank genome assembly.
AUGUAUCAAGAUGUGGAUGAAGUACUGGGUGUUUGGGCAAUGGUCAAUUAUGGGAUAUUCCCACAAAGGGGAUGUCCUGGUGAUCGGGAGUUCCCUGAAAAUUUGCAUGCGAUCAUGGCGACCAACGGCUCUUAUCUCGAAGUUCAAAAGAUCCCUGAACCUUGCGACAUGGAAGGAGACGAGGCUCCCGUGACUUGUUUCAACCGUCGUUCGGUAACAGCAACGCACCCGGCAGGAGAUGAAGGAGUCAGUGACCAGAUUUCUUUUGACAAAAACAAACGUUUCAUGCGACUGUACUCGGAAGCGACGAUGCCACGUUACCGGAAGUCGCCGCAAUCCGUGCGUUGCUCAUGGCUCAGCGCAUGGGACGUUGCGCAACGCAUGAAGGCAAUUCCUCACACACGGGAAGCAGGACCUAGUUCGCCGUCAAGUGAAACGCGGAAAAAGGUCGCAUCGGGGAGUCGACUUCCGCACGAUGAGCAAUUUCCGGACGUAAAAUGGAUCAUUUCUCCCGAUGGAGAGGCUGAUAGCAAAAGCUUUCGAUUCACUCCAAGCGGCCCAUCAAUUGAGGUCUGGACAGACGUCAUCAUUCCGCGGUUUCCUGGGCAAAUCGGCAUUGGCGUUUACGCACUUGUUUCCUGGGAUGGCCCAAUUUCGCCCAACAUUGAAAUAAGGUAAUAUCCAUG